Messenger RNA from Cetraspora pellucida, 756 nucleotides. NCBI's taxonomy places the organism in Eukaryota, Fungi, Glomeromycota, Glomeromycetes, Diversisporales, Gigasporaceae. The record is from the annotation of a GenBank genome assembly.
AUGAAUACUACGGAGUCACCAAGGGAUCGUAGGAAUCGACUUGCUAGAGAGUCUUAUGCGCGUCGAAGAUUGUUACUUACAACUGAGCAGCUUGAUCAUCGACGUGCCCAGCAGCGUGAUGCUUAUAGGCUUCGAACUGAGACUGAAUCAGGUGAACAAGUUGAACAUCGACAUGAAACUCGAUAUGCGGCGUAUGUGCAGCAUAUUCAGCAAAGGUGUGCUUCUAAUGCUGCUCCAUUACAUUGGAUAGAAGAAAGAGUGACCAGUAGUGUGUCUACUUCUGUAUUUAGUACCUGUUGUGCAAAUAGAAAGAGAAUAGCAUAUCUCAUGAUUUUUGAAAAAAUAUUUGUAAUAUAUAAUUCAAUAUUAGCAUUUACAUCAAUGGGUGCAAAAAUUGAUCAAAGUGUAGUUGGUACACAAGGUGUCUAUGCUUUUCAGAUUCAUGGUGAAAUGUACCAUCAAAUAGGAUCACUUUUGUCAAAUUAUAAUGAAACAUCUGCUUUUUUACAAAUUUAUAUUUAUAAUACUGAAGAACAAUUAUUUUAUAGGCAAUGUUUAAUACUAGAUUUAAAUUUAGCUGUUUUUGAACAACUUCAAGAAAUGUUACAUAAUGUUAACCUAUAUGUUCAUUAUGCACCUCCUUCUGUAUCAAAAAGUGCUGUACUUGUGGUAGGAAAUGGUCAAGAAACUGAACCAGCAAAUAGAGAUAUUAUACAUUACAAACAAGAUGGUUGGUAUCCUUAUAUAUUUUUAUAA